GUGUGUACACACUGGCAAACCCGACCAUUUUGACGCGAUUUCGAUUUCUCAUAAAAAAAAAAAACACACAUUUAACUCGGGCGCUCCUGCUGCUGUGUUUUUUAUGUGUGUGUGAACGAACCAAAUAUAUACACAUGAGCUGGAGGACAGUGAAAUUGAAUUAGUGUUUAUAUAGCACAUUGAUGGCUGAUAAUGCCGCCGCCGAAAAAUCGUUUGGCCAUCGUUAGUGUCAGAACGGGAACGAGUACGAGUACGGGUGCGAGUACGAGUACCACAAAGUAUCGUCGUCGUCGUCCUGCCCCCCGUCCCGCCCCCUCCGUCGCCGCCCCCUCUGCGCCGUACGCACGCAUCGAUUUGGGCUAAACGUUAGAUACCUCCUAACGCAGUUGUUAGGGUGGAAAGGCAAUAUAUACAAGGAGAAAAAAUAAUACCACACACCAAAUAGCCACUGGCCACUAGCCACUCGAUAAAUGAACUGCAAUGCCGUGCGUUGGCUAUUCGCGUGCAAUCCGUUGAUCCGAUCCGGUCCUGGGCUGGUCCGCAUCCCCCCAAAUCCCAGCCAGAAAAGUGCAAUACACCAGAAUCGAAGCGAAACCAAACGAAACGAAAACCAGGAGAGAGACAAACUCACAAAUAAAUCAAAGUGGAGUGGAAAGAGUGCCGACGAAGCAGUGAACUUGUGCAACGAACCGCUUGACGACCCAGUGGCCUCCACAUGAAGACCAUGUCGCGUUUCGGCCUGCGCCGUGGCUUCAAGCUCUCGGAGGAGCAGGUCAACGGCAAGAAUCCAAUAGCGCCGGCCACUCCCCCAGCGCCCGCUGCCACUGCCCCCAAUCCGCGCAAGAAGCGGCAGGCCCGGCAGGAGGAGUUGGACGUGGAGCAGGAGGAACCAGAGCCGCACGAUGAGCCCGAACCGGAGCACGAGCAGGAACCGAUCUCCCUGAUCUGCAGCCUGCCGCUGGACCGACUGCCCCGCCUGGUGGAGAAGCUGCAUCAGCUGACGGAGGAGCGGGAACGGGAGCGGGAGCGAGAACGGGAGCGGGAUGGGCUGGCGGGAUCAGCGGGUCACUCCUCGACGAAGGUCCUGUGUCUGUACUGUGAUAGAAAGUUCGCCUCCGGUAAGCUGCAGGCCAAGCAUGUGGACAAGUUCCACACCGAGCGGCAGGAGCGGCGCUGCAGCGGCCGUUCCACCAGCUCCAAUUCCCAUCCCGCCGCCGGCGGCUUCCCCGGCUGCCAGUGGUGCGGCCAGCACUCGAAUCGGCGCCAGGCCACGCCUCCCCCGCAGAUCUGCCUGCCGGCCAAGCAUCUGGAGCAGCUGUUCCGGCACCUGAGCGAGCAGCAUGCGGACAAGUACUUUGGCUGCCAGCCGUGUCGCCUGCGCUUCCAGGACGCGGACCAUUUGUCGGCGCACCAGCGGCAGCAGCAUCCGUUGCCGGAGGAUGCCAAUGCAUCCCAUGGCCAUGGGCAUGCCUCCCAUGGCCAUGGACAUGCCGCCAAGCCCGGACUGAUGGGCGCCGACGAGCCGGUGCUCUUUCGCCUGGGGCUCACCCAGAACCGGCUGCCCAGCAGCCAUCGGAAUCGCGGCCAGCGCAAGGAGGAGGAGCCGCCGCCCCUGGCCGCCACGCCCAGCAGUGGCAGUAAGUCGCGGAGCAGCAGUCGGGCGGCGGCGCAGCGGCAACAGCUGCAGUCGCAGCAAGCCAUUCCGGCCGGCAGUCAGGCUCUGCAAUCGCCACAGGAUGCAGUCAAUCCGGAUGCAGUCUUUCGGCUGCCCGCCAGCCUGGCCUGCAUCUCCUCCUCCUCCGCCUCCUCAUCGUCAGCCGCUGCCGCCGCCGCCGCCAACUCAGUGUUCGACGACAAGUUCUACAAGGAUGUGGUGUUCAAUGUGCGCCACAAUCUACAGAAUCACCUGGACGGCCGUCUAUUCACCUCCCCAACAUCAUCUGCAUCAACAUCUGUGGCGUCGUCCUCGUCCUCGGAGCUCAUCAUGCUGCAUGGUCCCAGCCAGGUGUGUCCUGGCGGCGCCUCCUAUCCCACACUGCUGACCGCCGAGCAGUUUGGGGGCACGGGGGAACUGCUGCCGCUGGCCAAGUUCCGACGGAGACCGCACACCAAGCACAGCUGGAAGUGGAAGUGGGACUACGUGAAGAAGUUCACCCUGAUCAACGAGGGCGGGCGGCUGGUGAAGAAGCUGAAGCAGCCCCAUUGCCUGGGCCUGCGCGAUCUCUCCAAGCUGGACAUGUGGACGCAACUGACGAUGCGCCAGAAGCACGAUCUCUCUCUGUCGCUGGCGGAGGAGCAGGACCAGGAGCAGCAGCGCCGCCUGCUGGAGCAGCUCAAUCUCAUCCUGGACCACCGCCUGCUGCCGCACAUCAUCCUCGAGCAGAACGAGCAGGCGGUGAUCAAGUGCGAGAACGACGAUGAGGACGACCCCGUGGGUGUGAACAGCACACAUCCGGGUGAUGAUCUGCUGCCCCAGAGUUUCGCCGACGAGAGUUUCCUCUCCCUGCUGCAACUGCAGCCGAGAACCGAGGAGGGGAACAGGGAGCAGGAACGGGAACAGGAACAGGAGCAGCUGAGGAACAGAAACCGAAGAUCCGUUGUGCUCAGCGGCGAGUGGGCGCGACCACGCCUCUACCUGUGCAUCUGCUGUGGCGCCAAGUUCGACCAGCGCAAGUCGCUGGAGGAGCACAAGACCUUCCGCCACUCGCACAUCUACGCCACGCACUACGAGGUGGUGGGCCGAGAACUGCUGGCCGGCAACCUGCUGCGCCACCUGUUCAUCCCCAAACGGGCGUUGGGUCGCUUUGCCGCCGCCGCUUCGAGCAACUGCAUCCGGUGGCCGCAGAUCGGGCCAGGGCAGCAGCAGCCCAAGCAGGAACAGGAGCGGAACAGUGUGCAGCCGGAGGAGGAGACCCGGUCGUCGUCGGCCUCCUCGCGCUCCUCGUACGAGGUGUCCACGCCCACUCCGCUCUCGGGAUUGGAGCAACAGCAGCCAUCGCCGGCCUCCGGAUCGGGAUCGGCCUCCUCUUGCUCUCCCAGCUCAUCCUCCGCUUCCACCCUCAUGUCCACCGCCCCCACCGUGAUGUCCUCCCACUCGCACUCGCAUUCGCACUCCACCUGCAUAUCCUCCACAACGACCACGACAUCGUCCGCUCCUUCCAGCUGCACCAAGUGCGGCCGCAAGUGCAGCGGCCUCAUGGAUCUCUACCGCCACAUGCUGGACUGCUCCGGCGACUAUGUGUGGUCGCUGGCCAAGAAGCGCAAGUAUCGCUACUAUUGCGGCACCAAGAAGCGGCGCGCCUUCUCCAAGAAGCCGCUGAAGCAGCUGUCCGCCCGCAAGAAGGAGAAGCUGGAGGUGGAAGUGGAAGUGGAUGAGGGCGAUGCAGAGGCAGAUGGCGAGGGGGAGGCGGAGGCGGAGGCAGAGGCAGAGGGCGAGGAGAGCGGCUCCAGUUCGUCCAAGUUGAAGAACUCGCCACGCCAAAGGCCCAGCGAUGCUGAAUCCAUACGCAAGAUGCUCGAGAACCUGCCCGCCAAGCGCAUCUGCAAGAAGAUCUUCCCCGUGGACAACAAGGCCAAGCGCAAGGCCAAGAACAAGGCGAAGGCCAAGGCCAAGGCCAAGUCCAUGGCCAAGUCGCUGGUCAAGUCGAAGUCCAAGCAGCAGCGCAGCAGCACCAAGAGAAUCUACAACCAGCACUUGCUGCGCACCACGCGCUCCCGCUCGCGAUCAUCGGUGGUGGCCACCGGCUCCUCGGCGGCCGCUGUGGCUGCCCAGCAGCAGCGCAGUCGCCGCAAGCAGAAGCAACAGCAGCAUCAGCAGAAGCAGAAGGCCAAGCUGGACAAAGCCAAAUCCCCGCCAGAAACGCCUGCUGAAGCUGUAAUGGAGGAUGAGCCAGUUAAGCUGCCCACCACACCCAUAGUCACUGCCAAGUCAUCAAGGUCUCCCGCUGAGGAGAAGCCAUCGCUGCGGCUGGAGCUACCACCACUUAGCCUUCCGGAGGCCACAACACCUGCUCCACCCGCCUGCUCCGUUCCGGAAUCGGAGCCCGCAUCGCCCACUCCCAGCAAGCAGCUAAUGCCCACACCGCCCACAACGCCGGCGCCGGCCACCAAAUCCCCGCCAGCUACUGCUGCUGCUGCUGUGGCAGCUGGUCCGCCACCCUACUCCGCUGGAGCCACCACUCGCCUGGCCACGCCCAAUUCGAGUGUGAAGCGUAGCAAGCGGAUUAGCGACUGCAUAGCCAUGCUCACGGGCAAACUGGAGGAGAAGCUCAAGACGGAGAAAGUGCCAGCGCCUGCUGCGCCGCUGGAAAUGGAGCGGAAGAGUGUGGUGCAGGAGAAGGCGGCAGAGAAGCAGGACAGGGCAAAGCAGCCGGUGGAGACACCUGCUCCACCACCGGAUGGCGACAAGGAGCGAGUGCAGCCAAAGACGCCCAAACGCAAGGCGGUGUCGCGUCGAAUCAUCAAAAUGGAUGCCACACCAGAGCCCCCGUUGGAGUCGCUACCACUAAGGCAGGCUCCAGAAGGAACUUUGCUUGCUGUUGCAGUUCCACCGAUGGCAGUUCCGCCUGCUACUUUGGUGGAAACUCCAGCUCCAGCUCCAGCUCUAGCUCCUGUUCCUGCCCUGCCGCCUCCUGUGUUCAACAGUUUGCCAGGACCUUCUCCGCCAGUCAUUGCACCUGCUCCUCCUCCGCCAGUCAUUGCACCUGCUCCUCUGCCCGUGGCUGCACCUGCUCCUCCGCCUCCAAGGCGCACGCCCACCAAGGCGGCGGCCAAGCAGAUGGCCGCACCACCACCAAAGCCAGCCUCGUUGGCCGCCCUUAAGCAGUAUCCUCCAAUGGAGCCAUCAUCGCCGGCGGUGCUGGCCACCAAUGCGGCAGCUGUGCCCGUGGCUAUGCCGCUGGGAAUGCAGGGAAUGCAGGGGAUGCCCGCUCCACUGGCGGUGGUACCAGUGAACAUGCUGCCCAAGAUGCCACUGUAUAUGCCGCAGCUGCAAGGGAAUCCCAAUUGCAAUACCAAUACCAUUACCAAUCCCACGCCCACUACUAUGUUCGUGAUGGAUCAUCAGCCGCUGAACCUGACCAGCCAGCGAGGAGUGCUGCAAAAGCCGCUGAUCACUGGCACCACGGGGGAUCCCGGCUUGGUUGGACUGCCGCAUCAUCGCUCGGGCGGAAUGCCCGCCCGGCGGCAGACGAUCUGUGGCUUUGAGGCCAGAAACCUCAUGGGUUUGGACAUGGACAUGGAGCCGCUGGAUCUGUCAAAGAAGUCGAGCAGAAAGGCAUCGCCGGUGCCGCCGCCAAGGAUGCAGCAGGAGGUGCCAAUGGUGACUGCACCGAUGCCACCGCAGCAGCAUCCACCGCAGCAGCCAGGCGCUGCUCCUCCAAUUCCCGGCCAGCCCCUGCCCCUGGCCUCGCACUAUUACUCCAACCUGGAUCUGCUCAAGAUCCCGCAGGUGCGCAAUCCUGGCAAUCCAGCUGCUGGAGUGGUGGUGCCCACCAGCGGUGUUCCGCCGCCAGUUUCCAUCAUGCCCACAUCCGUGGCCACCACGACCCACGCUCACGUGCAUCCCGUCAAGAGUUCGGGCGGCAAAAAGCGCUCGCUGGAGGGAACUGGCAGCUCCAAGAAGGACCAUGGCAAGGGCCAGGCCAAGGUGUGUCCGCGCAUGGACGAGGUGGUCAACAACCAUAUCGACGAUGCCAUCAACUCGGUCAUUAUGGCUGUCCAAGCCAGUUUGCCGGAUGACGAGGAGGAGAAGGAAAAGGAAAAGGAGAAGGAGAAGGAGGAGCAGGCCAAGAAAGACAAGGAGAGGGAGAGGCAACGAGAACAAAGAGAGAUUGAGAGGGAGAAGGAGAAACUGGAGCUGGAACCGCUGCCCAGGCCGAGCAACUGCAUCUUGUCGCUGCCCAGCUCUGCGGGAUUGCCCCUGACUGUAAAUCCUGUUCCCGCCGUGCUUAUUUCUCCAGCUGCUCCUAAUCCAGCACCCACUACUGCUCUGCAGCCUGUGCCUGCCAAGAAUCUGACGCCCAAGAAGCGCUCCAUGCGCUCGCGAACCAUCGACUGUCGCUCCGCUUUGCUUGCCCUGGAGGAGACUCUUCCGGUGGCGCCAUUGCAUCAGUUUAUCCCGCUGCCAGUGAACGGUGAUGCAAGGGGAGAGAUGCCUACGUUACCAGUUUCUCUUCCAGUUCCAGUUCCUGCUUCGGUUCCUCCUCCAGCUGCGUCCGUUCCAGUUCCCUUAAUGAGUAUUAAGGAAGCAGCACUUACUGUGACCACUCCUGCAGCAACACCUCCAUUAGUGGAGCAUCAGUCUCCGGAAUCUCCUGAUCCUGAUCCUCUUCCUGUUCCUGUUCCUGUUCCAGAAAUGAUUGCCCAACCAGAGGCCUGUGCUGAGUCCUGUGCUCCCGUGCCGGUGCCCGUGCCCGUCUCCGUCAUUUCAGUGGCUCCCGCCUUGCCACAGCUGCCACCACAUCGCUGUGCCACGCCCCCGCCCACCACAAUGGCCGAGACGAACUGCAGCUCGCUGAUGGAGGAGCACAGCAGCAACCUGAACAACAACACCUCCUCGGGCUUCCACAGUCUGGCGCAAUCGGAGCAGCCCCUGUCCACAACGGCAGCAGCAACGCCAGUGGAGGAGUCUACUGCUACGGCUCCGGCGCCACCGCCCAAGAAGGAGGAGCAGCAUCAGCAGCAGCAGGAGGAGGAGGAGCUGCUGCUGCUGCCCGCCAAGAAGAAGCAACGUCGCCGGCGCAAGAACGAACUGGCGGCCAUUGUGGCCGAUCAGCUGCUGGAAAGCUUUAAGAUCGACAACGCACGCAGGGACAACCUGAAGAAGCUGGAGAAUCUGGCGUAUGAGAAGAGCGAGGACCUGCUGCUCACCGGGAUGCUCCUAAUGUCCAGCACCAAGCGCAAUGCCGCCCUGGGCACGUCCUCCGCUGCGGCCGCCAAGCUGGCGAAGAAGGAGCCCUCGGCGGCCGAGGCGGAAGCGGAGGCACCCCCAAAUCCGCCAGGACGCGGCAGGCCCAAGCGUCGCCAGAGUUGCUACUACCGAAGGGGCAAGGCUGGCGGAGGAGGCGGAGGCGGGGGAGGAGGAGGAGGAACUGGCCCGGGCAAGGCCACCAAUGAGAACAUCAGUCUGCUCAAGUCCUCGCUGGAGUCCUUCUCGAUUGGCAUCGAGAAGCAGCUGCUGGCCAAGGAGGCGCGCGAGGCCAAGGAGUCGCAAUCGCAGUCGGGGAACAGCGUUGGCAGCCAGCCACCAGUCGGCUCCAUCCUGCGACCCAGCAUUCUCAGCGGCGCAGUGGCCCGUGAUCAGCAACAGCACUCCAAGGAGAAGGAGAAGGACAAGGAGAAGGGUAAGGAUAAACAGGAGCACAUACCUGCUGCUGCCACCUUCAGUCGUGAUCCACGGCUGAACAAGAACAUACACAAGGAGCAGGCGCCGGAGCAGCAAAGGUCAACGAUGGCCAAGGAGCAGCAUGUGGCCACCACAAACGACAAUGCCGAGGAGGAGGACAACUACCUCACGGAGAUUGCCAAGAACGUGAACGAGAAGAUCAUGUCGGCCACCACCAACGAGGACUUUGAGUUUGCCCACGACGAGUUCGACGGCGAGGGGGAUCCCGAUCAGGAUCAGGAUCCGGAUCACGACCAGGACAAGUACUAUCGCCCGCCCACCUCGAUGAGUGUGCGCAGUGCGCCCAAUCUGAACGACGAGCACUCAAACUUCGGCUCCAUGUGCGACGACAACACCAACACCGAGGUGAUGGACAUGGACCUGGACGACGAGAUGAGUGUGUAUACCAGCUACUCCCAGGAUCUGGGACGUGGCGGACGUGGGCGCCGGAGGAGGCGGCGCCGGAGCGUGCUGCUCACGCGGCGGCCCAAGAAGCGGACGCAGCGCAGCGAACUGGAUGCCGAGAAGUACGGCUGCCAGCUGUGCGGCAAGAGCUUCUUCACCGCCACCUCGCUCUCCAAGCACAACAUGACCCUGGCCCAUGUGUCCAAGUUGUCGGCCCAGGAGUACCUGCAGUCGCAGACGGCUCCCUCCAGUCCGCAGCAGCAGCAGCAGGAUGUCCAGCUGGAUGAUGUGCAGCUGGCGGAAAACAACAGGAGGGAGGAGCCGCAUCAGCAUCAGCGGCAGGAGGAGGAACAACACCACCUGGCAGCAGCUCCUCCGGCGCAGCAGAUGAGAGCCUCGGUGCUGAUGCUGCCCAACCAAAUGGCCCAUCAGGAAAGGGAGCGGGAGCGUGAGCGUGAGCUGCAGCGGAUUCAGGAGCACGAGAGAAUCCAGCUGCAGCGGGAGCGCGAGCAGGAGCAGCACCAGCAGGAGCAAGUGCAUCAUGUGAUUACUGAGGCCAGCCUGCGGCUGCACGACAAUCAGCACAGUCCGCAGACAGCUCCACCGCCCACCGCCUCUCGCCUCAAUCUCAAUCCCGACGAGCGUCUCUUCUACGAGUGCUGCAACAUCCUGAAGAGCGCCGAGACGCCACGCCCCCUUACCGGCGGAGGCGGGGUCGGGGGCGGAGGCGGUCCAGCCACCACCACUUCGGUGAUAGUGACGGCGGGCAGAAAACAACCGCCACCGCCGCCAGCCUCGCCAUCGCCAUCCCGGUCCUCCUCGCUGCCUCCGCCGGCUUCGCCAUCGCCAUCGCUGCCACCUCCUGCCUCCCCGUCGCUCUCACUGCCUCCGCCGGCAUCGCCGUCGCCAUCUCCCUCGCCGCCGCCACCUGCGGAGCCACCUGCUCCUCAUCCUCAUCCUCAUCCGCAUCCUCAUUCGCAUCCUGCUCCUCAGCCAGCGCCUGCCGUGUGCCACCAGCCAGUCAUCCAACAGCUGUUCCGCAACCCGCCGGCGGUCACGCCCACCACAACGCCCACCAACCACAACAGGCUCUCGCCCAGCUACUCGGCGGUGUCGCAGUUCUCGGCCACCACCACCACGUCCCGCUUCAAGACGAAGGCGGCCAUGAAGGGCUACGAGAACGUGAACAUGCAGCUGGACAUGCUGGAGCUGGCCAAGUCGGGCCGGGGUGUGUGCAAGCUCACCGAGCUGGCGGACAUUGCGCUGGGCAGCGAGAAGCCCGGCGGCGACUUCCUGCCCCAUCUGCCGCCCGCUCCGGCCGCCGCAGCAGCUCCUGCGAUGCCGGCCACUCUGCCGCCCACCGCCAUCCAGCAGAUGGCCAUCCAGCAGACGCCGACGGUGACGGUGACGCCAACGGGUCCGCUGGAACAGCAGCAGAGCUCCACGUCGUCCAAGACGAUCAUGCAUGCAUCCAUCAUCAAGGCGGCGGCGGGCGUGGCCAGCUCGGCCACUCUGCCGCCGGUCUCCGGGCGGAUCAUCAUUCCGGACAGGCCGUUCAAGAACAUUGGCCUGGAGGAGAAGGCGCCCAUCACGUUCCAGAAGCCCAAGACUUGCGUGAAUUUGCUGCAGGAGCAGGACAACAACAGCGUCUCCACGGCCAGUUACUCGGAUCGGGAUGACUAUGAUUUCGGCACCCUAAGUUGCGACGGCGACGUGGAACCGGAGCCAGAACCGGAGGUCAGAGGUGGCGGUGGCGGCGGAGGUGGAGGUGGAGGUGGUCAAGCUACCGGGCGAGUGGUGCUGGACCAGGGAGCAGAAGUUGGGGUAGGAGGUCGAGCCGCCGUCUCAACCUCCAGCUCAUCGUCCUCCUCCUCCUCGUCGUCGGCGGCGGACCAUUCGAGGAGUGGCAGUCGGAGCAGCAGCAGCAGUUCCAGUCGGGCCACAGCCAAAACGUUCGAGAACAAGUCGCUGAUCAUGGGCCGCAUAUUCAAGCAUGCCAGCAGCGCCAAGGCCACGGCAGUGAUGGCCACAUCGGCGGCCAUGCUGCCCGGGCCCAGUGUGGCGGCGGGCCUGGCCAAGAUCAAGGCGCUGCCCAAGAACCAGGCGAAUCUCGACCAGAUCUUCGACGAGUUGCGUGGCGGUCAUCCAACAGCCAAGUCUUCGGAAAUGGAGGCACCGCCAUCUCUGGUGCCGGAAAGCUGGGAGAGGCAGCAUCAGCAGCAGCAGGCACAUCACCACCACCAUCAGCCGCAUCAGCAGCAUCAGCAGCAUCAUCAUCACCACCAGCAGCAGCACCACCACCAGAUAGAGCCCAUGGCGGCACCAGCUGCUCCGGCAGCGCCAGCGGCCAUGCCAGCACCCAGUGCUCUGCCGCCGGGCAGAAAAACGAAGAAUGUGGCCAUAGCGAACACUGCCAAGAAGAGCGCUACCACCACCAAAGCCACGCCGGCCAAGGCCAAGGGCAAGUCUAAAGUGGCCGCCUCUGGCGCCGCCACCUCAACAGCCUCGUCCAAUCGCAAGCCUCGCAAGGACUUGACCAAGCUGCAAUCGGAGCUGGGCAUGAGCCACGAGGAGAUCGAGCAGCUGAUCGACGAGGGCCAGCGCAAGUCCAAGCGCCGCUGUGCCACCAAUCGACCCAAGAAGCUGGUGGAGACCUGGAGCUCCGACGAGUACGAGGAGUUCCUGUCCACCAAGGAUAUCAUAGCGCUGAUCGAACAAAAGGAGCAGCAGGAGCAGCGGCGCAAGCGCAAGACCAGUGAGGCCACCACCCAGCCGGAGGCACUCGCUCCACCGCUGGUCGGUAAGAAGGCACAGACGCCACAGGCGACGGCGGCGGCGACGACGGCAGCGGCAGCGGCUCCAGCCAAGCGCAAGAAUCGCGGCGGUGAGAGGAAGCCAGCGCCAGUUGUGCAAGUGGAAGUGCAAGUGGUGGAGCAGCCAAAGUCGCGGGCCAGGCAAAGGAACCAGCAGCAGCAACCAGCAGCAGUGCCACCUCCACCUCCACCUGCACCCCCUGUUGCCCCCGCCAAUCCUCAGCCAGCAGUGAUCACGGCCAAUUCAAAGGGUAAAUCCAAGGCAUCGGUUAAGAGUAGAGCGCCAGCGACCAAGGUCACAAGCAACAGGAAAAAGCGCGGACAGCAAAAGCAGCGGGAGGAGGAGGAGGAUGAGGAGGAGGAAGCGAAAGCGGAAGUGGAAGUGGAGCCACCGACCAGGACGCGCAGCUCUAGGCAGCAGCAGCAGCCCAGGGGAAAAGCUGGGCCAGAGAUAGAGCCACCACUAGAACCUGCUCCUGCCCAAAAAGAAAGGAACAAGUCGCGUUAUGGCAAUGCACAACAGCAGCUACCGCCGCCACCGCCGCCGCCGCAGCAAACGCAACCGCAUCCCAGGAGCAGCUCCGUGGCCACCACCAGCAGCAGCACCACCGCCAACACCAACACCACCAAUAACAACAACAACAGCAGCAGCAGCAACAAGAACCUAAAGGCCAAGCGGAAAUCCCAGACGAAUCGGCAAUCGCCGGCGCGAAGAAAGCGACCGGCAAGCGAAAAGCAGCUCUACUACUGGAGCAGCUCCAGCGACGAUGAGUUCGGACGCCUCGAUGACGACGAGGAUGAGGGCGAGGCGGCCAAUGCCGAAGGAACCGGCGGCGAGCAGAGGGAUGGGGAUCGGCUGGAUCGUCUAGAUCGGCUGGAUCGCCUGGACCGACUGGAUCGACUGCAGCCGGAGGAGGCGGCCUCGCCAUCGCCGCCCGGCAAGCACUUCGAGGAGAACGAGCCGUACCAGAAGCACGGCUGGAUCGUGGGCGACUCGCACAAGAAGCUAGUGAAGCUGCUGGCCAUCGCCAAGGGCAGCAAGAAGGUGGACAACUCCAGCGGUGUCAAGCGGCGCACGCCCAAGCGCAAGUGCUAGCGUCACCAGGACAAUCUGCAUCAGCAAGAGCAACUGGAGGAGGAGGAGGAGGAGGAGAAGGAGGAGGUGGUGGUGGAUGCCAUCCUCCUGCCAGACAAGUCAUAGCCAUAGGCUUCGAGGGCGCAGUCGGCGCGGGCAGCCGACGAUCCAUCAACGCCAUCGAUCACAUACGUACUGCCAUUGUGUCAUCGUUAAUCGUUAAGGCCAGCGCCAGGAGGGGAUUAGCUGGAGCUGGAGCUGGAACUGUAGCUGGAGCUGUAGCUGGAGCUGGAGAAAACGCAAUCCAAACCAGAACAGACGCCUCCUGGCCCUCUGGUUCCCAUUAACCGUAUGCGGAGUAUAUGCAACAUAUUUUUCUUUUUCUUUUAAACAUCUAAGCGUUACAUUAUUUAGGUUUUUUUUUAUUAAAUGUAUUUAUAAUUAAUAAACAAAACAAACAAAAAAGCGAAAAAGCAACAAAUAUAAAUUUGAGCACAACAAUUAAA
Messenger RNA from Drosophila gunungcola (fruit fly), 12183 nucleotides. RefSeq lists its product as uncharacterized. Bases 716 to 11698 code for a protein of 3660 amino acids. NCBI's taxonomy places the organism in Eukaryota, Metazoa, Arthropoda, Insecta, Diptera, Drosophilidae. The transcript is spliced from 4 exons. The record is from RefSeq and is a predicted model, not a curated record.